Messenger RNA from Trichomonas vaginalis G3, 1179 nucleotides. RefSeq names its product glycosyl hydrolase. Bases 1 to 1179 code for a protein of 392 amino acids. Gene Ontology annotation, molecular function: hydrolase activity, hydrolyzing O-glycosyl compounds. Lineage: Eukaryota; Parabasalia; Trichomonadida; Trichomonadidae. The transcript has a single exon. Gene Ontology annotation, biological process: carbohydrate metabolic process. The record is from RefSeq and is a predicted model, not a curated record.
AUGAUACAAAAUCGCUCGAUAUUGUAUGAAUUCUUACGUUUACAAAAAAAGUCACAAAACCCAUCAUAUCCUACUACUGAUGAUUCAACCUGGCAAAAUGUAAGAAUUCCACACGACUGGGCAAUUGAAGGUUCAUUCGAUCAUAACAACGAUAUGCAAGACCUUUUAAUUGAAGCAAAUUUAGAAGUAGAACAUUCAAUGAAAACAGGAAGAACUGGAGGAUUACCAUAUAUUGGAGUUGGCUGGUAUAGAACUAACUUCAAAUGCGAUGUUUCGAAGAAUACAACUCUUUUAUUUGAUGGAGCAAUGAGCGAUGCUCACGUUUACUUGAACGGCGAGUUAGUUUGCAACUGGCCGUAUGGGUAUAACACAUUUUACUGCGAUAUUACUAAUCAUAUCAAUAAAGAUGGUUCAAAUAAUUUAUUAGCCGUGAGAUUAGAGAAUCUUGAGCAGUCAUCACGUUGGUAUCCAGGAGCAGGUCUCUACCGUAACGUUCACUUGAUCCAAUUCGCGAAUACCCACUUGCAAAUCUGGGGAAAUACAAUUACAACCCCUUCAAUAAAAAGUGACACUUCGGAUGUCACAAUUAAAUCAAAAGUAUACCAUGAAGAGAAAAUACCAACAGCUUCUAUCAAAAUUAUUGAUCCAAAAGGCCAACAAGUUGAAAUAACACCGAAUAUACAAUUUAAAGAUAUUAAUGAAAAUGUCAGAGAAUUUGAAUUCAAUUUCACAAUCCAAAAUCCACAGUUUUGGUCUCCUGAUACUCCCAAUCUCUAUUUAGCGCAGUUAUCAGUUGAAAUAGAUAACGAUGUCGUUGAUUAUUUCGAAGAAAAAUUCGGAAUAAGGAAAAUUGAAUUCAAAUCACGAUCCGGAUUUUAUUUGAAUGAUGUCAACAUGAAAUUCAACGGUGUCUGCAUCCAUCAUGACCUAGGACCACCCGGAUCAGCUGUAAAUAAGAAAGGAUUGCGUCAUGAACUCGAAUUACUCAAAGACAUGGGAACAAAUGUGAUUAGAACAUCGCAUAACAUGCCUGCACCAGAACUCGUUGAAUUGUGUGAUGAAUUAGGAUUGAUGAUGAUGGUUGAGAGCUUUGAUGAAUGGGAUAUUGCUAAAUGCAAAAAUGGAUAUCAUAGAUAUUGGAAAGAUUGGGCUGAGAAAGACAUAAUUAACAUGAUAUAA